This is a messenger RNA of Poeciliopsis prolifica (blackstripe livebearer), 443 nucleotides long. Its product is annotated as dolichol phosphate-mannose biosynthesis regulatory protein-like. Gene Ontology annotation, molecular function: enzyme regulator activity. The record is from RefSeq and is a predicted model, not a curated record. Gene Ontology annotation, cellular component: dolichol-phosphate-mannose synthase complex; endoplasmic reticulum membrane. Gene Ontology annotation, biological process: GPI anchor biosynthetic process. NCBI's taxonomy places the organism in Eukaryota, Metazoa, Chordata, Actinopteri, Cyprinodontiformes, Poeciliidae.
CUUUCCGGUAGGUUUAGGAGAAGAAGUAAGAAUCCGGAAGCAUUGACAAAUAAUCCCUCUCUACGUGUCUGUAAACAUGGCUACAGGAGCGGAUCAGGCGGUCGGGAUGAGUCUGGUUCUGUUCAGCCUGCUGCUCUUCUCGUAUUACACUGUCUGGGUCAUCAUUCUGCCGUUCGUCGACGGCCGCCACGUCCUUCACAGAUAUUUCCUUCCUCGGGAAUAUUCGGUCAUCCUGCCUGGAGUCGCUGCGGUGCUGCUGCUGCUCUGCAUAGGAACCUUCACUGCCGUCAUCCUGUGGAAAAACCGCAAACCACAGAAAACCGACUGAGUUCAGGAAGUUCUGCGUUUUCUUUUGCUCUGGACUCAAUCUGACAAACUCUGGCUCCCCCUAGCGGCCAUUCUGUCCCGAUGACGUCAGAGACUGUGCCGCAGGAAUGACGUCA